AUGUCUGGGGGGCUUGAAGACUACUCAACACUAAAUCCUGAGGAGAAACCGAACUCGGCAAACGCACCCUACCCCUACGGAAGUCAAAACCGCGAAGAUUCGGACUUUAGCUUUGCCAACCCACUUCGCCAAGAUAGGACGGAAAAUGACCCCAUACUAUCGUCCGCUUUUUACGGCGACUACGAAGUCCUGAAAGUGACGGACACCCCACAGGAGUCACGAUUUCUGCAAGAAAAGCCCAAAGUACCUACAAAGAACAGGGCGGAAUCGAAGAAUCUCAAGGGCAGACGGCCCAAUAUGAGUACGCCGCCUUCAGUCACUACACCUCUGGGCGAAAAAACUGCAUCCGCCCAAGCGAAUGACUUUGCCUUUCCUUUUGGAAUUAGUGGAGCUGGUGGUGGUUAUAGCUAUGAAGAACUUGACGAUCCCUGGUUGAUGCAACAACAGGCCUUCUCCGAGUUAAACGCCUGCUUCAUGAACGAACCAACGCUUGUAAUGGGGAAGCAUCCGGCGUCUCAAACUGUGGGGCAGUCUACGCCGUCCACCAACGCAGACGCCAAAGAGACAAUCAUGGACAUGGGUACGAUGUUCUCGGAAAAGGAUGAUAUACAACUUCGUGGCGUGCCGGGGCUGAACAAUACCCCCGUGAACGAUACAAAACCUGAGAAGCCGGUCGCUAGGCCGCCAGUUGUUCCCGGAAGCCUCUUACGAUGUAUUCAACGCGUAGUGCAGAUGCGAUGCCAUGCCGCUGGACACAGUAACAAUCUCAUUGGUCGACAAGCCUGCGAAGUCAUGUGCGAGGCUGUACGACAGAGGAUGAGCCAGUUAAUUGACUUUCUGCAUGACUGUCGACAACCACUGGACUCCUGUACACAACGCUACAGUGUCUUCUUCCUGAACAGGGAGGCUUAUGCUGGAAAUCAGGUUACUGACUCUAAAUACGGUCCCAAAAGCUAUGGAAAAAAGUAUCCGAAAAAAGCGGAAAGAAGUAGACCCAUGGGACGGGAGACACAGCAACUGCAGCCUAAAAUUCAUUCAGGCACUUAUUGUCUCGCAUGUGGAAACGCGUAA
Molecule: messenger RNA, 1071 nt
Organism: Dibothriocephalus latus
Lineage: Eukaryota; Metazoa; Platyhelminthes; Cestoda; Diphyllobothriidea; Diphyllobothriidae
Source: the annotation of a GenBank genome assembly